Spea bombifrons (plains spadefoot toad) is the source of this 999-nucleotide messenger RNA. RefSeq names its product HYLS1 centriolar and ciliogenesis associated (gene HYLS1). The record is from RefSeq and is a predicted model, not a curated record. Gene Ontology annotation, biological process: cilium assembly. Gene Ontology annotation, cellular component: non-motile cilium; centriole. NCBI's taxonomy places the organism in Eukaryota, Metazoa, Chordata, Amphibia, Anura, Pelobatidae. Bases 4 to 906 code for a protein of 300 amino acids. The transcript has a single exon.
GAGAUGUCGGUGAGCGGCCGCGAGGACGACGGCGUUUGGUCUGUGACUGGAAAUGACUUCGGCCUCGGUCCGUGCAGAAAAUACUGCGUCCCCCAACCAGAAGCGUCGCCUGACAGCACUUUGGAGGUUUCCGAUGAGGACGUACAGAGAGAGUUGUCUCUGCUGGGCUACCCGCAGGUUCCACGGCACAGGAUCCUGCAGUUCAAGAAGGACCUGGAGCACCUCAUGAGGAAAGGGGUAGAGAUCGGUGCCCAUAGCCCCCAGGUCAAAGAAAAUGUACCCCCCGCAGUGCCAGAGCCUCAUGCAUCGUGGGAUCAUCUGUCAGCCUGGGCUACGUCUCCAUCCCCCUCUAGUCAGGAAUGCUUUUCCCAGCCACGUGCCAAGCAUGGUAGCCAAGACCCCUAUAGCAAGUACAGUGUAAGCGCUGGAGGCAACAGGUCGGGAGUACAACCGCUAACACGCAAAGUACUGCGGAGAAACGGCGAUGGGCAGACGCGCGUGAGUGACGAGUCCUUCGUGUGCAGUGACAUCAGCGAGGACAGGGACACUCUGGUCGCUAGUGAAGAGUCCAGCGUCCCCCACACAGCAGACUCCACAAAGUCCUUCAUCCGCCCUCCCCCGCACUCCCUCCUCGAUCGGUACAGACAGCGCUCCGACCCAGUGGGCCGCUACCACGAGUACAAGCAGAGCUGGGAUGCCCUCCAGGGGGCUCUGGAGCAGAGCAGGAAAGAGCUCCGCCGGGGUAUCCGCGAGCAGAUGAUGUCUGCGCCCCCUCAGCCUCUGCCCCGAUCCCUCCCGGCCCCCAAUACAUACGUAGUUCCCACGGACAAGAAAAGGUAUGGCCUGCGGUGGGCCGUGCGCAGAGACAUGGUCAAUGGCGUCGUACCCCGCACUAAUUACCCCUAAGCACCCGCCCGCAUGCUGUCGUGUGUUAACCCCUUAGUGCAUUGUGUGUUUUUAACGUGAGCUUUUCAAUAAAAUAAUCCGAUUUUUAUCACA